GUGAAAGGAAAAAAAUAAAUAAUUAUUAUCAACCCCUUCAUUUCUUCAUUUUUGCAAGGGCCUAAGGGAAGGCAGUGGAACCACUAACUAGGAGGACCGGACAUCUCUGGAUCUUCAGCUUCCCAUUCUGUGGAUCCUCUUCUCUACUGUUUUUGUCUUUCAUUUUUCUCCCACUCAUCCGAAUCUGUCUGAUCUGCUUUUGACUCGAUUCGAUUCGGGAAUCAUACGACUGAGCCGUAUGGAGGAAGCUAAUGUUGUACACGAUAGAGACCAAAAAUAUUUAACAAAAGCAGUUGAAGAAGCAUAUAAAGGGGUGGAAUGUGGAGAUGGGGGUCCGUUUGGUGCUGUUGUUGUCCGUGACGAUGAAAUAGUUGUGAGUUGUCACAACAUGGUUUUGAGGAACACAGAUCCAACUGCCCAUGCAGAGGUGACUGCUAUAAGAGAGGCCUGCAAACAGCUUAAUCAAGUAGAGCUUUCAGACUGUGAAAUAUAUGCCUCUUGUGAGCCUUGCCCCAUGUGCUUUGGUGCUAUUCACCUUUCUCGAAUUAAGAGGUUGGUUUAUGGAGCGAAGGCUGAGGCAGCCAUAGCUAUUGGAUUUGACGAUUUCAUUGCUGAUGCACUGAGGGGUACUAGCUUCUAUCAAAAAGCUCACUUGGAAAUUAAAAGGGCAGAUGGGAGCGGAGCUGUCAUUGCAGAACAGGUCUUUGAGAAAACAAAAGCAAAAUUUCAAAUGUAUUGAUUUCUCUUGAUGUUAUUUCAUUUUUGUUGUUUGGUAACAAUUGUUCAUUUGUGCCUGAAAAUUGGCUUCAUUAUUAUUUGAACUUAAUUUAGAGAUCAAAUAAAAAUGGGACUCAUCUAACAUUAGAACGUACAAUUAAUUUAAUAAUUAUAU
Messenger RNA from Ilex paraguariensis (yerba mate), 892 nucleotides. Lineage: Eukaryota; Viridiplantae; Streptophyta; Magnoliopsida; Aquifoliales; Aquifoliaceae. The record is from the annotation of a GenBank genome assembly.